Messenger RNA from [Torrubiella] hemipterigena, 663 nucleotides. The record is from the annotation of a GenBank genome assembly. NCBI's taxonomy places the organism in Eukaryota, Fungi, Ascomycota, Sordariomycetes, Hypocreales, Clavicipitaceae.
AUGCCGGACCAGCUCCUUUCCGCUUACUCAUGGGCCUUCAUUGCCACGGCUGUGGCCGUCCUAGCCGCAGUCCUCUGGCAAUGCCGCCCACAAGGAGCCGCUUCGACAGAUGACGAAGACGUACAAGUCGACUUUGAGCUGAGCGAUGUGGCAAAACAGCUUGCUGCAACGCUUCCCAAUCAGGUUACGCUGGCGAAUAGCGCGGAUAUCGUAAAGUACAGAAAGUCGUACUAUGCGCAACAGUCGAGCAAGAUUACCCCCGGCUGCGUUGUGAGACCCGAGGAUGCCGAUCAACUUCGAGAUGUCGUGGAAAUCUUGUGUGAAGAACACAACAGGCGCCAAAAGGAGCAUGGCUCGGCAGGCAGUGGCAUCUUCACAAUCCGCAGCGGUGGGCAUGCCAUCAACGCGAGUACAAUGCACGGCGGAGUAGUCAUCGACAUGACGGCAUUCAACGAGAUCGUUUUAUCCAAGGAUACAAAGUCUGUUCGCCUGGGGGCUGGCAAUGUCUGGGGCGAUAUCAAUGACACCUUGGAAGCCCAAGGUCUGUAUGUCGCUGGUGGCCGCGAUGCCAACGUAGGUGUGGGCGGCUUUAUUACUGGUGGUAAGCACAUUUUCUUAUUUUCUUGUCGAGAGAAAUGUCCUUGUUGUUUUAGUCAUUGCUAA